AUGCCGGCCGAGAGGCGUUCUCUGCGCUCCAACAACAAGUCCGACCCGUCCUCAUCUGCGAACGGCGAGAAGGCGCGCUCCAACUCGCAGAGCUCUAGCUCGAACAAGGACAAGCCCGCGCCCACCCGCGCGGCUCCCAACAAGGCGGCCAAGGCGGUCCCGACCAAGAAACCCGGCUCGACGAAGAACGGCCUAGCGAACACCAACAUGGAGGGCAGUGAGCAGCCGCACACCAACGGCUCCGACCCUGUGGAGAAUGGCGUCAAUGGCAAGGAGGAUGUGGAGAUGGGAGAGGAGACGGCAGGUGGGCCUACAUCCUCCAUCAACAACACCAGUAAGGACCGGAAAGGUGACGAGAAGAUGACAGUUGUAGUGCCUCCGACCAAGGGGUCGAGGUUAUCUACCGAUCCCGAUCAGGACCAAGAGGGAGACGUCGCCAUGGAGGGUGCAGAGGAGGAUGCCCAGAAGACCGAGGAAGUCGACCCCAGGGCCAAAGCCAUUCAAGACAUCAAAGCCAAUUUUACCCUUCUCGAACGAGCCGUCACACAUUUCGACCCCCGAUUCACACUCCGGGUCCUGCGUUCCAUAUCCUCGAUGCGUAAACACAUCACGCCGGAUGUGUUGACAGAGGUCAUCGUGGAGACGUAUCCGGCUUCGAGCUUGACGGCCUCCUUCUUGCUCGAUGCGAUCGAUGCGUCGGGAGCGUUCGAAAGUGCCGUCGCGGCCAGCUCGAAGAUGGACGUGGACGCCGAGAAGAACAAGACCACCUCCAAGGAAGUCCUCCCGGAGGUGGACACGUACCUCGCCAUCCUCGUGCAGAUCUAUCUCUACGACAAGAAGGAGAUCCAGAAGGGGGCUGCGUUCUCGACGAGUCUCGUCGAGCAACUGCGGACCCUGAACCGCCGCACCCUGGACUCGCUGGCUGCUCGCGUGUACUUUUAUUACUCCAUCUUCUUCGAACAAAUAGCCCCGCUGCCACCCUCGCCCUCAGCAACGGUCAUCUCCAUCCGCCAGCCUCUGCUGGCUGCCCUCCGGACUGCGGUUCUGCGCAAGGAUGUCGACACCCAGGCGACCGUGAUGACCCUGCUGCUGCGCAAUUACCUGUCGACCUCGCACAUUUCGCAGGCCGACUUGCUCAUCUCCCACAACCGCUUCCCUCCGUCGGCCUCCAACAACCAGAUCGCGCGGUACCUGUACUACCUGGGUCGCAUCCGGGCCAUCCAGCUCCAGUACACUGACGCGCACGGUCACCUUAUCGGUGCAACCCGGAAAUCCCCCUCGAGUCACAGCGCCCGGGGCUUCUACCAGGCGUCUCAUAAGCUCCUCGCUGUGGUGGAGCUGCUGAUGGGCGACAUCCCCGACCGGGCCAUCUUCCGUCAGCCGGCCCUCGAGCGGGCCAUGCACCCGUACUUCCUGUUGGUGCAGGCAGUGAGCGUGGGCGAUCUGGACGGCUUUUUGAACAUUGUAAAUACGCACAGCGCCACCUUCCGCAAGGACGGGACCUACACGCUCAUCCUGCGCCUGCGACAGAACGUCAUCAAGACGGGCAUCCGCAUGAUGUCGCUGUCGUACUCGCGGAUCUCCCUGCGUGACAUCUGUCUCCGUCUGGGGCUCGAUAGCGAGGAAUCCGCCGAGUACAUCGUUGCCAAGGCGAUCCGCGACGGAGUCAUCGAGGCGACCCUGGACCACGAGCGCGGCUUCAUGAAGAGCAAGGAGGUUGGCGACAUCUACGCCACCCGUGAGCCGGGCGAGGCUUUCCACGAGCGUAUUCGUGCUUGUCUCACCCUCCACGAUGAAAGCGUUAAGGCCAUGAGAUUUCCUAUGAACCAGCACCGCUUGGAGUUGAAGAGCGCACAGGAGGCCAGGGAGCGAGAAAGGGAGCUUGCCAAGGAAAUCCAGGAAGGAGACAUGGACGAUGAGGAUGCGGGCGGCGAUUUCGACGCAAUCUAUAGAGGCUUACCGAGGAUGCGAGCUCGAGUUGCCCGGGCCUCCGGGCUGUUGCUGUCGUCACGAGCAGGAGGAGAAGCUCCCUCCACGGUGAGGACGAUCAAAAUAUGCUGGCAAUGCCUGCGAGAGGACCUGCAGAUCCGGAGAUACCAUCCUACACGGCGGAAACAGGUGUCGCCGCUGGGCGCUGCGGUAUCGGCGGCGCAAACACUCUUCUCCAAAGGACUGCCCAAGGCGCCCCCCGGGAUUUCGGUGGACCCGUUGCGGAUGGUGGGCAAGGAACUCAAGUUCUUGACCAAGAACAUUCGGUCACUGCUGGGGUCGGGCCAUCCGAUGCUUGACAAGGUUGCCAAGUACUACACCCGCAGCGAGGGCAAGCACAUGCGGCCGCUACUGGUCCUGCUAAUGUCCCAGGCUACCGCGUUGGCACCUCAGGCAGCCCGGUCGUCGAUAUCUCCUCCUCCUCCUCCGUCGUCGUUGUCAUCGUUGUCGUCGUCGUCGAUCAAUGACCCUAUCAGCUCGCCUCAGGUGUUGGUCGAUGCGAACCCGGAUACUAGCCCGGGUAGCAAGUACGACUUUAUCGGCGACGAGAACAUCCUCCCCUCACAGCGGCGCCUGGCCGAGAUCACGGAACUGAUACACACGGCAUCGCUCCUGCACGACGACGUGAUCGACAAUGCAGUGACACGCCGGUCCGCCAGCUCGGCGAACCUGCAGUUCGGGAACAAGAUGGCCGUGCUGGCGGGGGAUUUCCUCUUGGGACGGGCCUCGGUGGCGCUGGCGCGCCUGCGUGACCCGGAGGUGACGGAGCUGCUGGCCACGGUCAUCGCCAACCUGGUUGAGGGCGAGUUCAUGCAGCUCAAGAACACCGCCCAGGACGAGGCCCACCCGGUCUUCACCGACGACACCAUCGACUACUACCUGCAGAAGACAUACCUCAAGACCGCCAGCCUGAUCAGCAAGUCUUGCCGGGCCGCCGCCCUGCUCGGCAACAGCGCCCCGGAGGUCGUUGACGCCGCCUACGCCUACGGCCGCAACCUCGGUCUCGCCUUCCAGCUCGUUGAUGACAUGCUCGACUACACCGUCAGCGCCGUCGACCUCGGCAAGCCUGCCGGCCAGGACCUCGAACUGGGACUGGCUACCGCCCCCUUGCUCUUUGCCUGGAAGCAGAACCCGGAGCUGGGUCCCUUGGUCGGUCGCAAGUUUGGCCGUGAGGGAGACGUCCAACGAGCCCGCGAGAUUGUUUACCGUAGCAACGGGGUCGAACAGACCCGCGCCCUCGCCCAGGAAUAUGCCGACAAAGCGGUGGCUGCCAUCAGCCACUUUCCGGACAGCGAGGCCAAGGCCGGUCUGAUUGAGAUGUGUGAGAAGACCAUGAAGCGGAGGAAGUAG
Penicilliopsis zonata CBS 506.65 is the source of this 3339-nucleotide messenger RNA. RefSeq lists its product as hypothetical. The coding region runs from base 1 to 3339 and encodes 1112 amino acids. Gene Ontology annotation, biological process: ubiquitin-dependent protein catabolic process; isoprenoid biosynthetic process; regulation of protein catabolic process. Gene Ontology annotation, cellular component: proteasome regulatory particle, lid subcomplex; proteasome complex. The transcript is spliced from 6 exons. Lineage: Eukaryota; Fungi; Ascomycota; Eurotiomycetes; Eurotiales; Aspergillaceae. Gene Ontology annotation, molecular function: enzyme regulator activity. The record is from RefSeq and is a predicted model, not a curated record.